This is a messenger RNA of Cydia fagiglandana, 1999 nucleotides long. RefSeq lists its product as uncharacterized. Gene Ontology annotation, molecular function: nucleic acid binding. The coding region runs from base 533 to 1999 and encodes 488 amino acids. NCBI's taxonomy places the organism in Eukaryota, Metazoa, Arthropoda, Insecta, Lepidoptera, Tortricidae. The transcript has 4 exons. The record is from RefSeq and is a predicted model, not a curated record.
UUUUAGGUAUUUAAAAAAACGUAAACAAACCAUUAAAAGGGUAAUUUAUUGGGCAGGUUUUGGUUCCUGUUAAAUUUUCAAUUUUAAAAAAUAACAGGUUACAGAUUCGUUCCAUCCUAUUUCAGCAACCUGUAGUUACGCUGGAUUUUAUGAUAUAUAUACACAUAUAUAAAUUUACCCAAUUAUUUAUAUCACAUUAAAUGAUUAAUAAUUUUUUAUAGUAAAUUGCCUCAUAAAAAACACCCAAUUUUGCAGAUGUGCAAAACGCAAGGUUAUAGUUAUGAGGAUAAAAUACGACUAGAUUACAGAGUACCGUUUUUAGUGUAGCAACACGUACCUUGUGUCACUUUUUAACUUGGUCGGUUUGACAGCGGCCAUUGCUUGACGCUUGUUGCAUUGUGUUUUAUAGUCGGAUGCCCUUGCGAUAUUUGUGGUGUUUUUGAGCUGUUAUUCGUUGUAAAUUUUGUGGUUUUCUGUUAAGUUUUUGUUGAACUUGUUUGUUUUGUUACGGAGUUGUGUGUUUUGCGUGAACAUGGAUGAUAACAAACCGGGAAGUAGCCGGCCUAGUUCCCUGCUUACAUUUCCUUCUCCGAAGAAAAAGAGGCCUAAAACGGGACAGCUUUCGUCAUCGGAGAAGACCGUACUUGUUAACGUUUAUAAAUACGUGGAAGAAACGUGGCCCAAGGAUAAAUACCCAUAUAAAACCGAAAUCGUUCAGAAAACGGCAGAAAUUGUUGGUGUCUCGACUCCUACUGUAUACUCUGUUUUGAAAGAAUACAAGACCCACGGUCGUGUUCAGUCUCCACCGCCACCUGCGACGAAACCAAGUUUAGUAAAUGCACUGGAUGAGAUUGAACUGGGUGGCAUUCGAAGAAAAGUGCACCAAUUUUAUUUUGCCAAUGAAAUACCAAGUAUAGACAAAAUGCUUGAUGCAGUAAACAGUGAUGAGAGUCUGCCAAACUUCUCGAGAACCUCAUUUUUUAAAGUUUUAAAAAAACUGGGGUUCAAGUACUCUAAAAGAAACCGAAAAAGUAUGUUGAUUGAUAGAAGUGAUAUAGCCUUAUGGCGUAUUAACUAUCUAAACAAAAUAGAAGAAGAACGAAAGGCAGGGAAAAAGAUUUAUUACCUGGAUGAGACCUGGGUUAACGAAGGGCACACGAAAGAAAAAGUUUGGCAAGACACAACAAUCAAGAGUACCAAAGAAGCUCAUCGCCAAGGGCUUUCUACAGGACUCAAAAAUCCAUCCGGCAAAGGAAAACGCCUCAUAUUAGGCCACAUAGGAUCUUCAACCGGCUUCUUGAAGGAGGGCGAGCUGAUCUUUUUAGCGGGCACAGAUGGUGGAGACUACCAUAAAGAAAUGAAUGGAGCAAACUUUGAAAAAUGGUUUGACGUUAUUUUAAAUAACGUUGAGCCAAAUUCAGUAAUUGUGAUGGACAAUGCACCAUACCAUUCACGCAAGCUCGAAAAAACUCCUAUUUUAAAAACAAAAAAAGCUGAAAUCCAGGAAUGGUUACGGUCCAAAAAUAUUGCUUUUGGACCUAAGGAAUAUAAGGAGCAACUCUUGAAGAGAGUGCGAAAAGUAAAAAAAAAAUACGAAAAAUAUGUUGUGGAUGAAAAAGCAAAAGAAAGGGGCAUUACUGUCAUAAGGCUCCCGCCCUACCACUGCGAGCUCAACCCUAUUGAGCUCAUUUGGGCACAGGUAAAAGGGGAGAUUGCCGCAAAAAACAAAACGUUCAAAUUGAAAGAGCUAAGAGAUUUACUACCCGAGGCACUCGGAAAUGUCACUGCUGCUAAUUGGAAAAGCUGUGAAGAUCAUACCAUAAAAGAAGAAGAAACAAUGAGAGGGUUAGACAACCAUAUCGACAACUUGACUGACAGAUUUAUAAUAAAUGUGGGGGGGGAUUGGGAUUGGGAUCAUCAUCAUCAUCAAUGGUCCUAUUCAAUAUGCGUCACACUGCUGAGCACAGACAAAGGCCUCUGGCCUCCUCCCAUGCAGUAG